AUGUCUACCAUCAAUAAUGCGGACUGGUUCAUCAUCCCAGAGAGUCUCGACUAUUUGCUCACCCAGCUCAACAUUGACCUAAUCCCACAACUGGACCUGACUAAGCCUUUGCUCGACACAACCUUCAAGAAGUGUCGCCCACCAUCAUAUGCCAGAAGACAAAGGCAGGAGGACUUCAACAAUGCAUUGGAGGACUGUAUCCUAACCAUGUACGAACAAUGGGAGGUCCUUCUCUGUUGGCAGAUGUACUGCAGGGAGUUCAUCUUCCAGAAAGGCAUAACCUAUCUCAAAUCCUGCAUGGUGCCUGAGAGACAAGUGUCCACACUGUCCAUGAUGUACAAUGCCUUCCAGUGCUGUGUGGAAGCCAAGUCUGCCCUGCCCAACCUGCUAGCAGUGUUCCCUAUUCUGGAACAGAUGGCAGCCAAAUGA
Molecule: messenger RNA, 429 nt
Organism: Dacryopinax primogenitus
Lineage: Eukaryota; Fungi; Basidiomycota; Dacrymycetes; Dacrymycetales; Dacrymycetaceae
Exons: 2
Coding region: 1-429 (142 amino acids)
Source: RefSeq, a predicted model, not a curated record